Messenger RNA from Penicillium daleae, 552 nucleotides. Its product is annotated as gamma-glutamylcyclotransferase family protein. The record is from RefSeq and is a predicted model, not a curated record. The coding region runs from base 1 to 552 and encodes 183 amino acids. Lineage: Eukaryota; Fungi; Ascomycota; Eurotiomycetes; Eurotiales; Aspergillaceae. The transcript is spliced from 3 exons.
AUGGGCGACCACAUCCUCUUCUGCUACGGAACCUUAAUGGCACCACAAAUGCUCCACCGUGUAAUCCACGGCAGUCCCGAUCCAGAACCCUGGCAAAAAGCACUCAUCCGCUUCCAGCCCGCCCUACUCCACGGCUAUCGCCGCCAUCGAGUGCGGGGCGCAGACUAUCCAGGCAUCGUGGCCGAAAACGAGCCCGAGUCUGACUCCAAGUCCGAGGAAAGCCCCCAGGAUCAGCGCCAGAAACAGCAGUGCUGGGUGUCCUUGUAUACGUACGAGGGCAGCGAAUAUGUCAAGGAAACGGUUAACGUGGGUGCGCUGCGUGCGCAAUCGCAAGAGGGGGCUGUGGAGGGGGACGUUACUUCGGAAAUGCAGCUAAGGGAUAUGCUUGUUGCAACUGGGUCGAAUGUCGCUGACGAGGGGGAAGAGGUGGUUGCUGCUACUUAUGUGUGGGUUGCAGGGAAGGACAGACUAGAGGAGAUGGAGUGGGAUUUUGAGACGUUUCGACGGGAUAAGUUGGCGUGGUGGGUUAAGGCGAGGGAGAGUGAGUGGUAG